Messenger RNA from Saccostrea echinata, 1735 nucleotides. Its product is annotated as sulfotransferase 2A8-like. NCBI's taxonomy places the organism in Eukaryota, Metazoa, Mollusca, Bivalvia, Ostreida, Ostreidae. Gene Ontology annotation, cellular component: cytoplasm. The record is from RefSeq and is a predicted model, not a curated record. The transcript has 5 exons. The coding region runs from base 13 to 849 and encodes 278 amino acids. Gene Ontology annotation, molecular function: sulfotransferase activity. Gene Ontology annotation, biological process: sulfation.
GGUGGCCAUAGUAUGAUGGCGAGUAAAGAGAAGAUCACAGUUGACGGAAUAGUUCUGCCGGGUUUUAAACCACUUCUAGAAGGUGCCAGUCAACGCCUCAGAGACAUUGAAAACUUAUCUAUGAGGAAAGAUGAUGUUCUGAUCAGUUCCUAUCCCAAGUCAGGAAACCAUUGGCUGAAUGAAAUCGUCCCUCGUCUUUUGCAAGGAACAGUUGAGUCUUCCCAUAGGUUGAUAUACACUUUUCUAGAGUUCGUGUCCGAUCUACAGGAUCUAAAAUCAGUGCCUUCUCCUAGAGUCGUGACGUCACAUCUUCCAUAUCGAUUUCUGCCCAAAGAACACACACAAAACAACGGGAAAAUUAUCCAUAUUAUCCGGAACCCCAAAGACGUUGCCGUGUCCGCUUUUCAUCAUUACAUCACAGACCCAAACACUAAGAACUAUGUGCCUGCUGACUGGUCUGUGUUUUUGGAUGAGUUCUUGCAUGGAGAAUAUUUUUAUGGAAGCUGGUUCGAACGAGAAAAGGAGUGGGAAGAAGCAGCACUGCAACAACCAGAGAAUAUUUUGGUUCUUUACUAUGAAGAUCUGAAAAGGAAUGGCCUAGAAACGAUGACUCGCAUCUCUAGUUUUCUUGGACUGUCAUCCGAUCCUACUUUCCUACAAACUGUUUAUGAUGAAUGUUCCUUUGACGAAGUGCAGAAGCGGAGGAAGGGCACGGCUGAUGAAUUUAUUUUCAGAAAAGGUACAGUGGGUGAUUGGAAAUCACUUUUUAAUGUCGCUCAAAGAGAGAAAUUUGAUCUCAAAUUCGAGGAGAACAUGAAAGAUUCUAAGUUAAAAAUACAAAUUUUUUAGAAAUAUUUUAGAAAAUAUAAGUAUUACCAAUAUUAUAUUCCAGAGUGGAUGAACUGUCAUACAAAUUUUUGAAAAAUGAAAACGUCGUCAAAAACAUGCAAAAAAUGUUUGAUUUAUGCUUUGAUGCUGGAAAUGUACCAUAUAUUUGGUGUAAAGCUAUUAUAUGACCAAUUAUAAUUCUUUCAAAUUAUGGUGGAAGCAGUGUGGCAACGCACUUUGAAAACAUUAUGCACUUUGAAAAUUCCGUAUAUUGUCCUGGUGUAAUCGUAAUCCGUCGAUUGAAAAAGUCAGUGCUUCUCACAAAUGUCCACUAGAAACGAUCGUAUGUCGAACAAAGUUUUUCUUUGGAACCGGAAUCAAAAUACACCUGUAACCUUACAAAUUAGACUUCAAAAAUUAAACUUUUAUUUGAUUCUCUGAAUAUGACGCAUUUCUACUCAAACCUUCCAAGAUGCAGUUUGGAAUUAUCCGAAAGACUUCUUAUGUCAGAAACUUGAAACACAAUGGCUUGAAGACUUACAAAUUGUUUCCAAACUCCGAACUUAUAGUCUCCUCAAAACUAGUAUUUAUGGGCUGGAGCAGUACUUCAAUACUUACCUAUAUCUAUACGAUCAGUGAUGGAAAUUUUGGGUGUACCAUCGCUUCGAAUUGCAACUGGACGCUAAAGACAGAAUUUGGAAUUUUGCAACAAAAACGAAAUUGAAAACGAAAUACAUUUUUAUUUUACAUUGAAAAUUAUAAAAUAAUCUUCUUAUAGACAAAAUUGGAUUUAAUAAUUCAUAAAAUUUAUCAUGAGAUAACAUUCUUUUCAAAUAUUUUAUGUAAAUUUCCUAGUCAAACUACUACUUUUCUAUUUGAUGCUUUGAAAAACCCUUUAGAACUUCAC